Messenger RNA from Orussus abietinus, 3461 nucleotides. RefSeq lists its product as uncharacterized. The record is from RefSeq and is a predicted model, not a curated record. Bases 240 to 3095 code for a protein of 951 amino acids. NCBI's taxonomy places the organism in Eukaryota, Metazoa, Arthropoda, Insecta, Hymenoptera, Orussidae. The transcript has 9 exons.
UGAAGUGAAAGCCAUGAUCGAGGCUGGAGUAGAAUGUAAAGAAGCCGAAGUCGAGAGAGGGAAACCAACGGCAGCUACAUCCCAGUCACUCCAAGGCGAGCUGAAAGGAAUGUUCCCCGUCGUACCGCGCCGGCAUCGAAUCGUCGAACCGUUCCUCCUCCUCAAGAGACUCCCCGGGAAACACGAGCGAGAAAUUUCGAACUCGAGGGGAUUCCAUACGAUGCUAAACUGACUGCAAAAUGACUUCUAAGUACAUCCCAUGUGCCCUAGUCCUAGCUUACGCUGUAGGAUGCUUUGCUCAGGUUUACACGAGCCAAACCCAAAGUACCAAGGUGGCAGUCUCAACAGUAGAAGAACCGCCCGCAAACAAUGACUUCAUUACACAGACUGUCUAUGGUUUUCUGGAUUUCACCACAACAAUUGGUAACACGGUAAUGGUAUUCAGCCCGCAAAGUGCUCCGCCCGACGGUGAUAAAGGAAAGAUGGCAAUAACCAGUCCGGCGAUUCAAACAAAACCAGACGUGCAAAAGAAACAUCCAGACAUCCAGCCGAGCAAAACCUACAAAAGCGAGGCAGAUUCCGAAACAAAAAAGCCACAGAAAGGUGGAAAGAUCGUUGUCAAUUCCGUGGUGGAGCAAAACGUCGUCAACCAAUCCGAACAGAAUGUCGUGCACGGGAACGAUAACAAUGUUAAAACCCACGUAAACGUGGUAACUAAGUCACCGGUAAUGUCAACGGUGAUCCAAGUCAACUCUAAGUACGAAACACCAGUACUUGGAAACAAUUUGGCAGAGCCAGAGUACGACUUUCUGUCUAAACAACCCAGCGAAAUCGUCGACGAGACGUACAAGAUAAUAAACUUGAAGCCAUCCACGAAAAUCUCGCCAAAGCCUCGACCAACGCCUAGAAGAGACAAAGAAAAUCCAACAGGGUUGGUGACCAAACUUGGCGGUACCAUCGUGAAGGAUGGUUUAACGACUGUCCAUGAAACCAGCGUAAUUGGGACAUACAUUAAUGGAAAGUACGCCCAGGUCUUGCAGAGCUCUUCCAGGAUUCUCACUCCAGCAGCUCCGGCUGUUCCCGAAGGAAAAGUUCGACCUACAAACGCGCAAAGGAUUCUGAAGACCAUUGGUCCACAACAAGGGAAGCUGAAACCCCACCUGGAACCAACACCGACUGUCCAGCAAGAGGAAUCGUCCUUGCCUCUGGAAGUCCUCUUCAGUGCACCCUCAGGUCCCAGUGUGAGAACCACUCGCAGACACACGGGAGGUAUCCAGUCGCGACCAAAAUUCCGGAACAAGAUCGCCGAGGAUUUGGAGAACAACGAGCCACAGGCUCAGCAAAGAAGUCUGGGGAAAGCUCGUCCAACCACAGCCCGACCAAGUUACAAGAAUCGUAUCCAGCAAACAACGACGACGGAGCCGGCCGUAACGCGUAGGCGAAACGGUUUCAGGCCUAAUAACCCAGUCCCUAUCGCAAAGCCGGGUAAGCCCAAGAACGAACCACUCGCAUCGGCGGGUCCCUUGCCCAAGGUAAAGCUCCCAAGGACCCCAGGCCGCUGGUCCUACAAGACGACUCCUAAACCCAGAAUUGCGAUCCGCAAGCAGGUGGUUGCCGAUGAAGAUGAUAGGACGUUGGCGCCGGAAACAAGCGCGCCGGAAGUCGGGGCCGAAGAAAAGACGCCCAUGCCGAUGGCUCAGCGAAAGAUCCAAGAGGGAUCGCUAGACGACGAGUCGAAAGAAGCGAGCGAAGUCGCGGAGACCGUAGCUCAAGAGCACGAGCAAGAUCAGCAACGCGAGCUGCAGCAAGAUCAGCCGCAAGAGUCGUUGCAGCAGCCGCAGCAACACGUCCUGCCGGUAGAGACGCUCAAUGUCGAGAUAUCCACGCCUGCAGACUUUAAUGACGUUUAUUUCGAGAUCGCGACCAUCAAAUCGCCGUACACCUUCCAGGUGGGAACCAUGCGAAACACCCGCUACGUGACGGUGACCUCCACCAUAAAAAAAUCAUUCGCGACGGCAGAACCGACAAGUAGCAUCGCCCCGACGGAGCCUCUGACAGAGAACAUCCUGGCCAACACGGGUGCGGCCUACGAAACGACGUUGCCCAUCGACUCGUCCAUAGCGACACUUCCAGCAGUAUCGCUGGAGGCAGGUCAGGCUACCCCACCGCUGGAGACGAUCACAGAGACCUUCUCCACGACCCAGACCCUCUUGAAGACCCACCUCCUGCCCGUGAUCUCCGGGGGCAACACCACCAGGCUCACCUUGGUCCAGACCUACAACAUAGCCAGAGUGGUCACAGCCACGAAGACUCUUCCACCGAUGGAGAUCUACCAGUUCAUCCCAAGCAAGACCCUCAACGAGUUCAACUCUAAGCUGGACGAAGCCGGCAGCGAGCUUCACCUGGAAUUGGACUUUGGUGAUGACGAUAGGGACGACGACGACAUUCCCAAGCGAGUUAUGAUCCCUGGGAAUGAAGGGAUCUCCGAUUUGGACGUCUUCAGGUCGGUUACCCCGUCCAAGGCGAAGAUAGAUUCGGUACAACCCAGUCUCAUGGCCAAGGAACCCCAGCUUUCGCCGGAACAGGCUCAACAACUCGCGUUGUACAAGUACUUUGGCCAACCCCAACCCCAGGUGAUCACCACGUCCCGACCUGUGGUCGUCCUGGAGACCGUGUACGAGUCCCAUGUCAUUCCCGUGCUGAGUGGCGGGAAUACGGUCUAUUCCACCCUUUCGAGACCCGUUGCCACGGUUCCCAGGACGUCCUAUGAGUACGGCACCUCCACCAUUUCGCCUAUUCUCCCGCCCCCGGUGCCGCAGCCUCAGGUGCCGCUUUUCCCCCAGCAACAACCACAAUUCACUGUCACCAGUGCUCCCAUUGUCACUCAGACCCUGGCUACCGUGUCUGACUCAAGGGUGCUGAAACUCACUUUUGGCGCAAAAACCGCGUACACCACUUUGUUCUCCACUAAAGUCAUUCCAACGGAACUGACGACUUAUGUCACGUCCACGGUGCCGUUGCAGCCUACUGUACAGCCAUUCCCGGGGUACUUCCCACAGCCUGUUGCCUAUCCACCCUUUCCCUACGUUGGAUAAAAAGAAGCGUAUAGAUAAGAAGAUAUGCGUCAUUUGGUAGGUUUAAUAAUCAUUCAUUGUAAGGGAAUUUGCUGCAUCUUUCCGAUUAAGUCAGAGGUAAACUCUAAGAAUCGUCAAUUGAACUUGGAACGAACUCGGUGCUAUUUAAUAGCGUUCUGAGGAUCCUUCGAAAUCCAUACUUCACUUGAUGUACAAAGCAACGGAGUUCGCAAUUUAUUUCCCGAGGGCACUUGCCACUUCCAAGUGGCCCGAGAAAUGUAAUUGAUCGGCGAAAUAAUUACUGUACAUAAAUUAUUACAUACUCUAUUAUCAUAUAUGUUCUAAGAAUGUUUUUUUGUAAAUAAAGUGUGAAACAUUCCCAAUGAA